AUGGAGUACAACGGAGGCUCAGUCGUUGCCAUGGUUGGCAAGGACUGUGUUGCCAUCGCGGGUGACCUUCGACUCGGACAGCAGGCGACUGGUGUCGCCAUGAACUUCGAGAAGGUGUUCCCCGUUAACGACACGCUGUACUUCGGACUGCCGGGACUGGCGACGGAUGUCUUUACUCUGAAGGAGCAGAUGCGUUUCCGUGUCAACAUGUACCGCAUGAAGGAGGAGCGCGAGAUCACCCCCGUCACCUUCACGAACCUCCUCUCAUCAACCCUCUACGAGAAGCGUUUCGGCCCGUACUUCAUUGAGCCUGUCGUUGCUGGUAUCGCGCCUGCGACUGAGGCGAACCCGAACCCCCAGCCCUUCAUUUCUACCAUGGACACCAUCGGAUGUAUCACGACACCCAAAGACUUUGCUGUCGCCGGAACCGCGACUGAGAAGCUGUACGGUACCGCUGAGGGACUUUGGGAGCCGAACCUCGAGCCUGAGGACCUGUUCGAGACCAUCUCCCAGGUGCUUCUGAACGCUGUCGACCGCGAUGCCCUCAGCGGCUGGGGAGCCGUCGUCCACAUUAUCACUAAGGACAAGGUCGUUACGAGAAUGCUUCGCUCGCGCAUGGAUUAA
Molecule: messenger RNA, 624 nt
Organism: Trichosporon asahii var. asahii CBS 2479
Lineage: Eukaryota; Fungi; Basidiomycota; Tremellomycetes; Trichosporonales; Trichosporonaceae
Product: proteasome subunit beta type 3
Exons: 4
Coding region: 1-624 (207 amino acids)
Biological process (GO): proteasome-mediated ubiquitin-dependent protein catabolic process
Cellular component (GO): proteasome core complex; proteasome core complex, beta-subunit complex
Source: RefSeq, a predicted model, not a curated record